This is a messenger RNA of Misgurnus anguillicaudatus (oriental weatherfish), 2189 nucleotides long. RefSeq names its product adrenergic, alpha-2D-, receptor b (gene adra2db). Lineage: Eukaryota; Metazoa; Chordata; Actinopteri; Cypriniformes; Cobitidae. Gene Ontology annotation, molecular function: epinephrine binding; alpha2-adrenergic receptor activity. Gene Ontology annotation, biological process: G protein-coupled receptor signaling pathway; regulation of vasoconstriction; platelet activation. The record is from RefSeq and is a predicted model, not a curated record. Gene Ontology annotation, cellular component: plasma membrane.
AGAGAGAGAGAGAGAGAGAGAGAGAGAGAGGGGGGACUGAGAGACUGGCACAAAACGCUCAGUAUCUCUCAAAUUCGUUCGGUGCUCCACAUAGGAGCGCACCAAAGAUUCAGCCUCCGUCUCCACCAGCCAUCCUCUAUAUCUGUCUCCAAUGCGCUUCUUCUAAUUAAAAAUAAUGGCUUGGCUUUGUGUGAUCAAUUACUGCCCACUCAAGAGCGCGUUCAGCGUACCAGGCAAUAGCUAUUUACAUCAUCUGGGAGUUUUAAAAGUUAGAAGAUCAUCUUUGGUAUGACACGUUUGGAGUGGACUUAUGGCCGGAUUGCGCAUUGAAGUCGAAGCGCGUCUUGGAUAUCAACACGCCUGGAAAUGGAGACUCAACACCAAACGCAUCCAGAAUGGAUUUAAUUACAAUUCCCUACUCUUCGCCGAACUCGUCGGCGGAUACCAAUGCCACGAACGCACCGAGAUCCCCGCCACAUUCACAGUACGCGGCGGUGUUGAUUAUUCUCGUGGUCACUGUAAUCAUCCUGGUGACCAUUGUGGGAAAUGUAUUAGUCGUGGUGGCCGUUUUCACCAGCCGCGCUCUCCGUGCGCCACAGAACCUUUUCUUGGUCUCUUUGGCAUCUGCUGAUAUUUUGGUGGCCACUUUGGUCAUCCCGUUCUCCCUGGCCAAUGAGAUUAUGGGAUACUGGUACUUCGGAAACACCUGGUGUGCUUUUUACCUGGCAUUAGACGUGCUAUUCUGCACGUCAUCUAUUGUCCACCUCUGCGCCAUAAGUUUGGACAGGUACUGGUCGGUGACCAAAGCGGUCAGCUACAACCUAAAGCGGACCCCACGGAGAAUAAAGACCAUGAUCAUGGUGGUGUGGGUUAUAUCGGCCGUAAUCUCCUUCCCACCCCUCAUCAUGACAAACCACAAAGAGAUGGAGUGCUUGCUGAACAACGAGACGUGGUACAUCCUCUCAUCCUGCAUGGUGUCGUUUUUUGCGCCCGGUCUCAUCAUGAUUUUGGUGUAUUGCAAAAUCUACAGGGUGGCCAAACAGCGCGCAUCCACUGUGUUUGUGGCCAAGAACGGGAUGGAGCGACAGCCGUCGCAGUCGGAGACGUGCUUCGUGCGUAAAGGCAAGUCGGAGAUGGAGAGUCCAAGCAGCAACAGCUCUGGCAGCCGAGAGCGCAAAGGCGAGCUGGACGAUAUCGAUCUUGAGGAGAGCAGCUUGUCCAACAAACAAAGACUCUCCCGCUUCACUAAAAGCAGGAAAGGAACACAUCCGUGCCCAAGGCAGAAUGGACGUCUGUCAUGGGCAUGUAGCCGCACCUCCGACCUCGAUCAAGAGCCAGCGGCGCGUCAGAUGUCUUUAUCCAAGUCCAAACUGGCGCAGAUGCGCGAGAAGCGCUUCACCUUUGUGCUCGCCGUGGUUAUGGGGGUGUUCGUGCUCUGUUGGUUCCCUUUUUUCUUCACCUACAGCCUUCACGCCAUAUGCCGGGAAAGUUGCACGAUACCGGAUUCUUUAUUUAAUCUGUUUUUCUGGAUUGGCUACUGCAACAGCUCGGUGAACCCUAUCAUUUAUACAAUUUUUAACAGAGACUUUAGGAAAGCGUUUAAAAAGAUAAUGUGCCAUAAUCCUACGCGCUCUUAAAUGUACAUAUAUGUGUGCUCUGAUGGCACGUGUGUAGCCUACAUGCAUACGUUUUGUAUGUGCGCGCGCUCGCACUGGACACGGAGGAGACGGCAUUUGCGCGCUUGGUCCGCGUCUUUGUAAAUAUAGCAUUUUGAAGAUCUCUUAAUGUUUUUCUUGCUAUUUGGUUACUUGUUUUUUUCGUGUAAUGUAUUCAAAAAUACAAUUAUCUAAUUACUGUGUCUGAGAAACAAGGGCAGGUAGCCUGGUUAAAUGUGAAAAACCAACCCAAGAUCACACUUGUGCCAGUCCGCUUUAAAUAUUUAUUUUAAUUAAUAUUAAUUUUAAUUAAUAUUUAUGUCAGUUUAAUGUUGAAUUACUGUAAAACUGGAAGAAAAUUCUGUUAUUGAAUAAUCACGUUUGAUUUCAUUGUAACUAUAAGGGCAUAGAAUAAAGUUUUUGAAUUACAUUUUCAGAACCAGUGUUUAUGUGUUGAAAUCAACAUAGAUUAGCUGUUUAAAUAUAUAAACAUUUUAUUGCCCAAUGCCAGAAUGAAUGGAGCAAUCAUUUGUC